GACAACUGUGUCGCGCACUCGACAGUUGUAUCGCGCACUGUGAGGUUAUAGCGCGGAACUUUAUCAAAGUGGGGUUUGGAGCAUCAUUAAAAUAUUUACUGCAUGGACAACCUCGCCACAUCGUUUCAAGCUCCGUUUCUACUAUCUUAAUAACUCGUCUCGUCUCGCGUCUCGUACUUCAGUUGUUGUUCCCAACACUGAGUGUACUUUCUACAUCCGUAUCCACCCAUUCAACCACGUCCUUCCCAUCCACAAGAUGUUGAGUUGUGGGGGCGCUAGUGCUGAUAGACUUCAGGCUGGUAUGCGUGGUGCUUGGGGCAAGCCCCUAGAACAGAGUCCCGAGACGAGCGCUUUGGGCUGCGGGAUUUAUUUGGUCCUCGCCACCGACGCCUCGUAUGCAAUGCCAGCAGCUGUGACGAUUCGCAGUGCCGUCGAGAAGACCGCAGGACGUAUCACGAUUUACGUUGUGGACUGCGGACUUCACGUGGAAGACAAAGAAAAGAUCGAGACCUCACUUCCCGAACGGCACGAUGUUACCCUAAUAUUUCUGGAUCUUCCAGCCGAAAGUCUAGCUGCUGAGCUAGGAGCAAUCUGGGCGAAGGUUGAUAUGAUGAAGAUCUUGCCAGUGGAGCGGGUUUUGUACCUGGACGCGGACAUGCUGGUGCGCAGGAGCCUGGAGGAGUUGUGGAACACUGAUUUGGAGGGCUCGUCGAUUGCUGCGGCGACGGAUGUUGGAUACCCAAUGGGUCAUGAUGGUGUCCCACGUAGGCCAUAUUUCAACGCAGGCAUGCUCCUGCUUGACCUAGCAAAGGCAAGAGAACGCCUGUCGGAGCUUGAGAUUCGGGUGAGCGAGAUGAAAAAUGCUCAAUUUCAUGACCAAGACGUGCUGAAUGAGCACUUUGCUGGCGACUGGGCUGAGGUGAGCCUCAGCUGGAAUGCGCAGGGACUUGGCACAUAUGCAGAGGCUAGCUCGGCUGAUAGAGAUGCUUUGACAUUGGGAACCAUGAAGGAUCCUGGAGUCGUGCAUUUUACAGGGCCGGUUCAUCCUGACCUUGAGAUGGUGCUGAACCCGUGGGUGCAGCCAUACACGUCCAAGCCUUGGGGCUAUGCAGGUGCACCAGGGCACCCAUUUAAAAACGAGUGGUGGGGUGUGUUGAAUGAGACGGCAUGGGCAGGGUGGCAAGGAUCGACACAAUACUAUGAGAUGUGUGAGGGAGAGAAAAAGAAAGCAAUUCACAAUUCGAUCACGAAGUUCGAGACUCGAGUACAGUAUCAGUGAACGGUUCGACGCCUUCAUUUUGUAUAUCGUUUACACCUGUAAUAAGUACUGGGGAGUUUGUAUGCAAUGAUUGCAAUAAAAAUAUUCGGUUCGUUUGUAGUAUUACGGACAGUGGAAGAUAUCAUGUGACUUGGGCUCUCAACUUGAACUUAACUCCUCUACCUCCCCAUACAUCGACGUGUCAGCUCUCGGCAGCAUCCUGACUCAGCGUGCAGUGUUUCGAGCGAGACCCGCUCUGCGCAUACAAUAUAUACGGUGUCCCCCCGCUAGAUAUGUUGGGGACGGAGAUUUUCCUGGUCAGGCCAACCAUGUCUAAUCUCACCGCGGUGUCGCCAUUGUUUUCUUUGCUGAAAU
Messenger RNA from Suillus paluster, 1633 nucleotides. Its product is annotated as nucleotide-diphospho-sugar transferase. Lineage: Eukaryota; Fungi; Basidiomycota; Agaricomycetes; Boletales; Suillaceae. The transcript is spliced from 3 exons. Gene Ontology annotation, molecular function: glycosyltransferase activity. The record is from RefSeq and is a predicted model, not a curated record. Bases 257 to 1279 code for a protein of 340 amino acids.